UAUUUUCGCUUCACCGGCGGGCGGCAACCUCACCUUAGCCGUCCGCCGGACCUCAACCUAUUCCCAUAUUUUCUACACAUACCUUCCCAUAUUUUCUUCUCUUUCACUCAUCAUCACAUCAGCACCACAUCCAGAUCUGCAAACAAUAGAGGGAUCUCAGAUCCACCCAUCCAAAUUUACAACUCAAAGUCUCCUCCUCCGUAGCUUCGGCGACACCACCGCAGCACCGAGAACCUGUGAUCGUGCUCCUCCUUGGUGGCAUACGACUUUCCGAACUUGCUCUUGAAGAGGCUGAAGUGGUGGUGGUCGUAGUUCAACUGGUGGUCCUCGCCGACGACCUGCCGGAUUAUGACGUCAGCUGGUGACUUACAGACCCUUUCAGAUGUUGAUCUGAAGCUCAUUGCUUUGACGUAUACAUUGGAAGCUCAGAUCCCUGGUACUACACAUCUCAGAGACAUCCCUUCCCCUAUUCACAUGGUUACUGUGACCCGACUUCCUGAGAAUGACUUGCCUGGGUGGGGUUCCAAUGUUCCACAUUUGGAAGAGUGGGAAGCCUUGGAGCAUGAAUCUGAGGAUAAAUCAAACCCCAAUUCAAGAAUCCUCCCA
Messenger RNA from Camellia sinensis, 606 nucleotides. The record is from RefSeq and is a predicted model, not a curated record. Lineage: Eukaryota; Viridiplantae; Streptophyta; Magnoliopsida; Ericales; Theaceae.